Molecule: messenger RNA, 1467 nt
Organism: Eremothecium gossypii ATCC 10895
Lineage: Eukaryota; Fungi; Ascomycota; Saccharomycetes; Saccharomycetales; Saccharomycetaceae
Product: hexokinase
Exons: 1
Coding region: 1-1467 (488 amino acids)
Biological process (GO): glycolytic process; glucose 6-phosphate metabolic process; intracellular glucose homeostasis
Cellular component (GO): mitochondrion; cytosol
Molecular function (GO): glucokinase activity; mannokinase activity; ATP binding
Source: RefSeq, marked provisional
AUGGUUCACUUAGGUCCAAAGAAGCCUCCUACGAGAAAGGGGUCCAUGGCGGACGUGCCAAAGACGUUGGUGGAGCAAAUUGCCAGUUUCGAGCGCAUCUUCACCGUCUCGGCUGAGAAGCUACAGGAAAUUACAAAGCACUUUGUCACCGAGUUGGACAAGGGUCUGUCCAAGAAAGGGGGCAACAUCCCAAUGAUUCCCGGGUGGGUGAUGGACUACCCUACCGGUAACGAGACCGGUGACUACUUGGCCAUUGACUUGGGGGGAACGAACUUGAGAGUUGUUCUAGUCAAGUUGCUUGGCAACCACCAGUUCGACACCACGCAGUCCAAGUACAGAUUGCCUAACCGCAUGAGAACCACCCAGAAUGCGAGCGAGUUGUGGGACUUCAUUGCCGAGAGUCUAAAGGACUUCUUGGAGGAGCAGUUCCCAGAAGGCGUUCACCAGACGCUACCUUUGGGCUUUACCUUCUCUUACCCUGCAUCCCAGGACAAGAUCAACAUGGGUAUCUUGCAGAGAUGGACCAAGGGCUUUGACAUCCCAGGCGUUGAGGGCCACGACGUGGUCCCAAUGUUGCAGGAGUCGUUGAGGAAGGUGAAUGUUCCAAUUGAGGUUGUUGCUUUGAUUAACGACACCACCGGUACCUUGGUUGCCUCCUUGUACACCGACGCGGAGACUAAGAUGGGUGUGAUUUUCGGCACCGGUGUCAAUGGUGCUUACUACGAUGUUGUCAAGGACAUUGAGAAGUUGGAGGGCCGCUUGCCAGAAGACAUCCCACCGGAGUCUGCCAUGGCCAUCAACUGUGAGUACGGCUCUUUCGACAAUGAACAUUUGGUUCUUCCAAGAACCAAGUACGACAUUCUAAUCGAUGAGCAGUCUCCAAGACCUGGCCAGCAGGCUUUCGAGAAAAUGACCUCUGGUUACUACUUGGGUGAGGUGCUUCGUUUGGCUCUCUUGGACCUACACGGCCAGGGCUUGAUCUUCCAAGGCCAAGAUAUCUCUAAGUUGGAGACCCCAUACGUGAUGGACACUUCUUUCCCUGCUAGAAUUGAGGAUGAUCCAUUUGAGAACUUGGAGGAAACCGAUGACUUGUUCAAGGACAACUUGGACAUUGACACUACCCGUCCAGAGCGUAAAUUGAUCAGAAAGUUGUCCGAGAUGAUUGGUAACAGAGCUGCAAGACUAUCUGUGUGUGGUAUCGCUGCAAUUUGCCAGAAGAGAGGCUACGAAACCGCACACAUUGCUGCAGAUGGCUCUGUCUUCAACAAGUACCCAGGUUUCCAAACUAGAGCUGCCGAGGGCUUGAGAGACAUCUACGGCUGGGAGCACUCUUCUUCCCAGGAUUACCCAAUCAAGAUUGUCGCUGCUGAGGAUGGUUCUGGCGCUGGUGCCGCGGUCAUUGCAGCUUUGACCACGAAGAGAUUGGCAGCAGGCAAAUCUGUCGGCUUGCCUGAGGCGCAAAAUUAA